CAGAGAUCAGUACGAAUAGCUUGAGACGAGCGUCUGAGUGGUUGUGGAGUUGCACCAUUAGAGACGAUAUUAUGUAAUUGUAGGCUAGGACACUUGGCACAUGCGCCUUCAAGCGCUAGCUUCAAGCUCAAGUUUCAAGUGUCACUAGUAUAACGAGAUGAAGCAAUUCCUGUCUCUUGCUGAAGAACUCCUGUCUUACAUUCUGAGUUUCCUUCCUUACCGAGAUAUUCUUCAGUGUACAUCUGUAUGUAGGACCCUUCGCCAAACGUACUUGUCCUCCUCCGAACUUCAGUACAUCGUUGAAAUAGGUGGACAACGGUUGAUCUCCAACACGGAUCAUAGCAUACCUAUUUCUAAGCAUCUGCAGCUUUUGAGAGACAAAGCUCACGCAUGGUUCAAGGUUGACACCCACCCUUUAAAAAUGGUCCCCGUAACAAGGUCCCGGGGAUCUCGAGACAAGAUUGUUGCUGGUGGGCAUUUCUGCUUCUGGAAUCCACCAGAAGAUACGGCCAUGAUCUUUCCAGUACUUUCAAAGCCCUCGCAACAGUCAAUCCGGCGAAACUGGCUCCCAGGAACGUUGUGUUCGGCUCCACACUCACACAACCUUGAUGUGUUUAUGGAUCCAGCACAAAACCUAAUUGCUGUCGCCUAUGCCGUGGAUCACAAGACAGUCUAUAUUAACCUUGGAGCCCUAAAUGGUGAUGGUGUUCACCCUCAGGCUGCUGGAGAGAAACUGUUUCUGUCGGACGACUCGGAAAACUCCUUUGAUAUGACAUUCGUAAGGCUCAAAGGUUUUGGGAGGCAUAUCGCUUUGUCGCAUCGCUCGAACGAUGAAAAUCGGACUUCAUUGGACAAGGUGUGGCAGCUGCAGAUUUGGGACUGGAAGUACUCGACAACAUGCAGUAGCAUCCUCAGCGGUGCAAUACCCAACGGAUCCAUCGACCCGGUCGAAUUUUGUUUCCUCGGGAACAAUCGAUUGCUGGUUAUAACCGAUAACUUGAAUAUCUAUUCAAUUGAGGACAUGUCCCAGACGCCGGAAUUACUGGCGUGCUUCCUGAUGCCCAUCCCAUUGAAGUUAUGGUGCCUCCCUCUGAUAGACGAUAUCGGGUAUGGCUCACAGCUGCAUAUGCAAGCCCAAGCGACGAUGUGCACCUCAGACCCUACACAUCGACUCAUAUGCCUUACUGUGGCUUUUGCUCAAUUUAGUACUCAAAUCUUCAUCAUUUCCACGAGGAUUUUCUUCGACCUCAAUGAAACGGCAGCAGCAAUUCCAAUACCAUGGCAACAUUGGGGCCCCUCAAAUACUCGUAUCUUUCGGUACCCGUUCCAUUUCAAAAUUCACAUCAACGGAAACCGCGUCUUGCAGACACUCCCUGUCGACACGCACAACAUUAACUUUAUAUUACAACUAUUGGACUUUAGCCCGCUAGCUGUGACAAACAGGCGGGGUCUAGGACGAGUGGUGAAAGAGCCGUCCACGACAUACAUGAGUGCCGAUGAAUUUGGCACACGUGGAGAGAGCUUGACAACAUCCCUGCCUUACGUCCAAGUCGUAUUUUCGAAGAGAAAGUUCACUACCGAUUCACUGUUGAGGGACAUGUGGAUCGACAAGGAUAGGAUUUAUAUGAUCUUCAGAUCACUGAGCUUUAUAGAAAAACUUGAGGUCAUCGACGUCCAGUCUGACUUACAGACCGGUGCGGUAUCAACUAGUUGAUGAUUAGCUAGGUACUUAUGGAGAUCAUUGGUUGAGGAUCCCAUUUUCAUUCGACCAGAGCCUAGAAAUCUGACUAUGGGAGACUAUGUUCCAAGCAUGUGCUGUCA
Messenger RNA from Suillus fuscotomentosus, 1821 nucleotides. RefSeq lists its product as uncharacterized. Gene Ontology annotation, molecular function: protein binding. NCBI's taxonomy places the organism in Eukaryota, Fungi, Basidiomycota, Agaricomycetes, Boletales, Suillaceae. The transcript has 3 exons. The record is from RefSeq and is a predicted model, not a curated record. Bases 158 to 1714 code for a protein of 518 amino acids.